Meriones unguiculatus (Mongolian gerbil) is the source of this 4075-nucleotide messenger RNA. RefSeq names its product Ras and Rab interactor 1 (gene Rin1). The transcript has 10 exons. NCBI's taxonomy places the organism in Eukaryota, Metazoa, Chordata, Mammalia, Rodentia, Muridae. Gene Ontology annotation, molecular function: small GTPase binding; guanyl-nucleotide exchange factor activity. The record is from RefSeq and is a predicted model, not a curated record. The coding region runs from base 1 to 2406 and encodes 801 amino acids. Gene Ontology annotation, cellular component: cytosol; endocytic vesicle. Gene Ontology annotation, biological process: signal transduction; vesicle-mediated transport.
AUGUGCACGCCUGUGCCUUGGGGGUUGGAUUCUCUUCCUGAGUCCCAGGAGAAGCUGAAGGCGCUCCCAGCCAUGGAAGAACCUGAGGAGACGGGAGCAGAGCCUCUGGGAGCCACCAGCCUCAACUCUGUUCCUGGGCACCACCAGAAAGAAAAGCCAUCUCCAGACCCACUGUAUGACACACCUGAUGCCAGCUGGGCACAGGCAGGCAGGUCCCAACAGCCAGCACGCGCUGUGAGCCUGCGAGAGCGGCUGCUGAUCACCCGGCCUGUGUGGUUACAGCUGCGGGCCAAUGCUGCGGCCGCCCUGCACGUUCUGAGGACUGAGCCUCCGGGGACUUUCCUGGUGCGGAGAUCUAACACCCGCCAGUGCCAGGCUCUGUGUGUGAGGCUGCCGGAAGCCAGUGGCCCCUCUUUCGUCUCCAGCCACUAUAUCCAGGAGAGCCCUGGCGGUGGUGUCUGCUUGGAGGGCUCAGAGCUCGUGUUCCAGGACCUGGUCCAGCUCAUCUGUGCAUACUGCCAUACCAGGGACAUUCUUCUCCUCCCUCUCCGACUCCCCAGAGCCAUCCAUCAGGCAGCCACGCACAAGGAACUGGAGGCCAUCUCCCAUCUGGGCAUGGAGUUCUGGAGUUCCUCCCUCAACACCAAGAUCCAACAGAGGCCCUCCGAAGCCCCAGCCCCGCCGAUACCCAGGCUGAAGGCUCGGUCCCCUCAAGAGCUGGAUCAGGGCACCGGCGCAGCCCUGUGCUUCUUCAACCCCCUCUUCCCAGGGGAUCUGGGCCCCACCAAACGGGAGAAGUUCAAGAGGAGUUUCAAAGUGCGCGUAUCCACAGAGACCUCCAGCCCUCUGUCUCCACCUGCUGUGCCGCCUCCCCCUGUCCCCGUGCUGCCGGGGACGUCUUCCAGCCAAGCGGAAAGGCUGCCCCCUCGACAGCUGCUGCGGAGGGAGAGCUCGGUGGGGUACCGCGUGCCAGGAAGCGCUGCUGGCCCCAGCCUUCCUCCCCUGCCUUCACUUCAGGAGGUGGACUGCUGCUCCCCCAGCAGCUCGGAGGAGGAGGGGUCUCCAGGGGGCCCCUCAACCUCCCCGCGCCUCAGCCGCCCAAGGCAGCGAAGGCCUCUGCUUCGGUCCAUGAGUUCGGCUUUCUGCUCCCUGCUGGCACCGGAGAGGCAGGUGGGCCGGGCGGCCACGAUGCUAAUGCAAAACCGAUACACAGCUGUGGGUCAGCUAGUGCAGGACCUACUGACCCAGGUUCGGGCUGGUCCCGAGCCCCGGGAGUUGCAGGGCAUCCGCCAGGCCCUGAGCCGGGCCCGGGCCAUGCUGAGUGCAGAGCUGGGCCCUGAGAAGCUGCUACCCCCGGAGAGGCUGGAAUUGGUCCUGGAGAAAUCCCUCCAUCGCUCUGUUCUCAAGCCUCUUAGACCCAUCCUAGCUGCCCGCCUACGGCGCCGCCUUUCCACAGAUGGUUCCCUUGGCCGCCUGGUUGAGGGCUUCCGCCUGGCCCGGACCCAGGGGCCUGGAGCCCUCGGCUCCCACCUGAACCUCUCCUCCCCAGUGGAGACGGAACAGGUGCGCCAGAAGCUGCUGCAGCUGCUUCGCGCCUACUCACCUAGCGCCCAGGUCAAGUGGCUUCUGCAGGCCUGCAAGCUGCUCUACACAGCCCUGAAAACCCAGGCGGGGGAGGAUGCAGGCGCUGAUGAGUUCCUUCCUCUGCUGAGCCUUGUUCUGGCCCAGUGUGACCUUCCUGACCUCCUAUUAGAAGCUGAGUACAUGUCAGAGCUACUGGAGCCCACCCUGCUCACUGGAGAGGGCGGCUACUACCUGACCAGCCUCUCAGCCAGCCUGGCCUUGCUGGGUGGCCUGAGUCAGGCCGGGGCUCUCCCUCUCAGCCCGGCACAGGAGCUCCAGCGCUCUCUUGCCCUCUGGGAACAGCGCCGCCUGCCGGCCACCCACAGCUUCCAGCACCUCCUCCGAGUAGCCCACCAGGACCCCAGCACGGGUUGUACCUCCAAGACCCUGGCUGUGCCCCCAGGGUCUUCGAUUGCUGCCCUGAGCCAACUCUGUGCCACCAAGUUCCGAGUGACCCAGCCUGACGCAUUCGGCCUCUUCCUCUACAAGGACCAGGGCUACCAUCGCCUGCCCUCUGAAGCCCUGGCCCACGGGCUUCCAGCAACUGGCUACCUCGUCUACCGCCGGGCGGAGCGCCCUGACACCCAGGGGGCUGCAACAGAGAAGGCAAAGACAGGCAGCGAGAGGCCAGAGGCAGGAGCUCGGGAGGAGGAGAAAGGGGCCCAAAACAGUGAGGGGGAACCAGAGACAACUGUUGACCCCGGAGGCGAGGAUCAGGCCAGAGGAGGUCGUGUACAGCCAGGGGAGCAAAAGGUGGAGGGAAGCCAGGCUGCAGAAGCAUAGCUAGGAAGAGCCGAAAGGCUCCCCUGGACCCCGGGAGCCUCUAAAUCUGCUCUUCCCAGAUGCCAAGCUCCCUUUCCACCACAUGCGGUUCUCUGGUUUGUCUGUUCUCUAGCUGAUGACCUUCAUGAGUUCACCUGCUAGAGACCAGGGGCCUGGCCACAUAGAUAGGGCAAAGUUAAGAGUCGGGAGACUCCCAGACCCUGUGGCUGAGGCCCCUGGCUUUUGUUCCUCCAUAGCCCACAGGGAUAAGUGUGUCUGGUAAGGGAAAAAUCCAUCUGAUAGCCAAGUUCUGGUGCAGGGGGAGGGUGGUCCUGGCUUCUUUUGCCUCUCCCGUUGCCCAUGGUCACAGGAAGGCUUAUUGGAACCCCACGACCCUGAACGACUCUAGUCUCUCCUAGUUUCAGGGAAACAGCAGGAUGACAGUGAAGCUCCCCAGACAAACAGCCCUUCCCAGAUGUAGCACCUUGGUGUGCAAACAGGAUAGGACCGCUGUUCUGCAGGGCUCCUGGAAUGACCCAGGACCCACGUGGGUGGUUGUCAGCUAAGCUUAGGCAGGAGAAAGGGAGGGGAAAAAAUGGGUGUUAGCAGCCCCUUAAGGCACCUGCCUCUGCCAGGCAUGUCUCUCACCUAUGGCUUCUUCCCCAGUCAGUCCAGAGAUGGUUAUGGUCCUGGAGGUCAGGUCACAAGAGAGAAAGCAUCUAUGUUCCAGUCUUUCUUCAAGAUCAGAGCUCUACUGAGGCACCUCAGUACUUCUGGGGGAUUGGACCCCGGGAAGUGAUGCCCACGAGCGGGAACAGAACAGAGAGACAUGCUCCACAAACAUUGCCUUUGUACUCCGCUCUUUGGGCCCUUACAAACCCUUGAGGCGUGGUCUAGCUUGUGGGCCCCACUGCAGUGCAAAGAGGUAAUUCCCAAGAAAUUCCAAGAAUUCCCAAGCAAACUAGCCCUCAAGGCCAGGGCAGCGGUGAGAGGGAAACCCUCCGUAAAUCUGAGCAGAGAAAAAAAUGCCCACCAAUAGCCACAAGAGGGCACGCACAGCCCAAGAAGCUGCCGAGGGUGAAGCCCCACCCCGCCUAGGUGGGUGGGUGGGGGGUAGAGGGGUGGGGAUAAAGAAAAUUUAAGAGCAGAGGAAAAGUCGCUGGCCUUGUACUCUCAAGGCAGCCUGGGAAAUUCAGGGCAAAGGCCACUUGCAGUCAGAGAUUCUUAGGAAAGGAUUGUUUGCAGACAAAGGAGCCUCCCGGCCAGGCUGAGAGGUGCUCUUCCCAGGCCUUAAAGGGGGAAAAUGCCAGGACACCGACUCAAGUGUGACAACAGGGAGGCCGACUUUCACAUCCACAUCUAGUCAGUGUAGGGCUCCAAGCUAGUCCAGGGGCCACCGGUGUUCUUCCUUCCCCACUUCCGUGCCCCUCCCCGGCAGGGAAGAGUAUGUAUGAUGAGGAACAAGUCCUUCUGGCAUCUAACACCUGGCACAGGGAAGGCUGCCCUGGUUCCUUCCGCCCCUCUCAACCACCCAGGGAAGGCCGCAGACAAGGCUGCUGGGGCUUCAAGGCUCUGGACAACACUUCCUCUUUUUCCACGAGAUGCCCUUCCUCCCUCCCCGACGCUUUUGUACAGGAUGGAACACGCCAAGGUGCUCAAUAAAUGGUGUCGACUGACUGAGGCUUGAUAA